Molecule: messenger RNA, 489 nt
Organism: Angiostrongylus costaricensis
Lineage: Eukaryota; Metazoa; Nematoda; Chromadorea; Rhabditida; Metastrongylidae
Source: the annotation of a GenBank genome assembly
AUGUUUUUAGCGCGCGUCGUCACGUCGGUGAAGAUUCAAUGCGGCUGGGGUAUGCAAGAGAGCACGCGCCGCGAAGAGGCGGCAGCAAGUCGGCGCGCGAGAGAGCACGUGGUCUGCGAGGGCGCAGUUUCGCGGGGUGGCCGUGGAGUGCGGCCGACGGCGGGCGCUAUCAACCGAGCUGGGCCGACCGCCGCUGCCUCAUGUACAGCUGGUCGCGUCUUGUUCAGGUCGUCGUCGUCGUCGUCGUCGUCGUUGUUGUUGAACGCUGUGGGUCUGGCCGUGUGUGUUGUUGAGGUGUCAGCACUUGUGGAAGUACUGCUGUUGCGAUGCGCCAGCUGCUUGACCGCCUCCCAUCACCGUGCUGAUCAAUUGCCUAUUGUUGUUGUCCGGACCGAGGUGCUUCCAUCGUUCAUCGUCGUGCGGUGUAUUUUUUUCGUCGUUGGUUUUUACAUAUGGGCUUUCUUGCCGGUAAUUCGAGACAGGAAUUGA